UGCUCUUCUCCAGCCCGAGGCCACAAAUUCCCGCCAGACGGACGCUGGCUCCGCAAUUGAAUUGUUGAAGCUCUUCUCUGCGAGAUUGUCUCUCUUGUCAUACCUUCCAGGGUCUGCAUUGAUUUUUGUCCAGCUGACUGCCAUGGUGGUCCCGGUACUUCCCCGGUUGUGCCCUUGCAGGACCCUCGACAACUCACGGUUCUAAGUCCGAUCGCCCUGCAGCCAUGACCCGUGCUCCUGCCUCGACUGCCCCCGCCCCAGGUCGUGUCUCCCUCCAAGGAUUAUCCGCACGCUCACGUAUAUAAGCCCGCCGAUCCGUCCCUCAGUUCUCAUCCUCCCAACACACUCUCUACCGGACCACCAACCGACUUCGGCAAUGUUCCCCGCAGCGGCUCUCGUCUCCCUCACCCUCGCCGCGAUAGCGCGUGCCCAGCAGGUCGGCAACCUGACCGCUGAGACGCACCCGUCGCUCUCCUGGCAGGAGUGCACGUCCAGCGGCUGCACCGACCACUCCGCGGCGAUCACGAUCGACGCGAACUGGCGCUGGCUGCACACCGUUGAGGGCUACGACAACUGCUACACCGGCAACGAGUGGGACGAGUCUGUCUGCACCGACGGCGCGACCUGCGCGUCCAGCUGCGCCCUCGACGGCGCGGACUACUCUGGCACCUACGGCAUCACGACUAGCGGCGACGCGCUCAGCCUCAAGUUCGUCACCUCGGGCCAGCAGAAGAACAUCGGCUCGCGCACGUACCUCAUGAACGGCGAGGACAAGUACCAGAUGUUCAAGCUCAAGAACAAGGAGUUCACCUUCACCGUCGACAUGUCGACGCUUCCUUGCGGUCUUAACGGCGCGCUCUACUUCGUCGAGAUGGACGAGGAUGGCGGCGUGUCCAAGUACCCGACCAACAAGGCGGGCGCUAAGUACGGCACGGGCUACUGCGACUCGCAGUGCCCGCACGACAUCAAGUUCAUCAACGGCGAGGCGAACUCCGAGGGCUGGGCUGGGUCGGACAACGACCCCAACGCCGGCACAGGCACGUACGGCUCCUGCUGCUCUGAGAUGGAUAUCUGGGAGGCCAACUCCCAGGCUGCGGCCUACACCCCGCACGUCUGCACCGUUGAGGGCCAGACCCGCUGCGAGGGCACCGACUGCGGUGACGACGACGACCGCUACUCGGGUGUCUGCGACAAGGACGGCUGCGACUUCAACAGCUACCGCAUGGGCGACACCACCUUCCUCGGCGAGGGCCUCACCAUCGACACCACCCAGCCGAUCACCGUCGUCACCCAGUUCAUCACCGCGGACAACACGACGUCGGGCGCGCUCUCCGAGAUCCGCCGCCUCUACGUACAGGGCGGCGAGGUCGUCGCGAACUCGGCGACCAAGAUCGAGGGCCUCGACGACUACGACUCGAUCACGGACCAGUUCUGCGCGGACCAGAAGGAGGUGUUCGGCGACCAGAACUACUUUGGCACGCUCGGUGGCCUUGAGGCGAUGGGCGAGUCGCUCGACCGCGGCCACGUCCUCGUCAUGUCCAUCUGGGACGACCACGCCGUCAACAUGCUCUGGCUCGACUCUGACUACCCGCUCGACAAGGACCCGAGCGAGCCGGGUGUCUCCCGUGGCCCGUGCGGCACUGACUCCGGUGUCCCCACUGACGUCGAGGCUCAGAGCCCCGACGCCACCGUCAUCUACUCCGCCAUCAAGUUCGGCGACAUCGGCACCACCUACAGCGCCUAAACGUCGCGCGAGCUUGACUGAAGUGGGCUCUUUAUUCUGUAACAAUAUACCAUGUAUCCUCCCUCUCCUUUGGCUUCUUUUCUUGGCUUGUAAAAGUGGAUCACAUGUACUGGCACCAAAAUACUCUCCCUCCCUUACCUAGAAUCGGCACUAUACCAUUCUCAUGAGUAGAGCUCAGAGUAGACAGAUCGCAAUAAAUGGCUUCGAAAGCAACUUCAUCGCUCGGUUCGACACUCCAUUCCUUCCAAGGAUUCUUGUACCUUUCGCAAGAUAAAAAAACAGGGCCUUCGCAUCGCAGUCCAGGCAACCUUCCUGUGUAACUACGGCUGACUCCGC
Schizophyllum commune H4-8 is the source of this 2080-nucleotide messenger RNA. RefSeq names its product glycoside hydrolase family 7 protein. The transcript has 5 exons. Gene Ontology annotation, biological process: carbohydrate metabolic process. The coding region runs from base 377 to 1744 and encodes 455 amino acids. Gene Ontology annotation, molecular function: hydrolase activity, hydrolyzing O-glycosyl compounds. NCBI's taxonomy places the organism in Eukaryota, Fungi, Basidiomycota, Agaricomycetes, Agaricales, Schizophyllaceae. The record is from RefSeq and is a predicted model, not a curated record.